Molecule: messenger RNA, 993 nt
Organism: Daldinia decipiens
Lineage: Eukaryota; Fungi; Ascomycota; Sordariomycetes; Xylariales; Hypoxylaceae
Product: Fibrillarin-domain-containing protein
Exons: 4
Coding region: 1-993 (330 amino acids)
Biological process (GO): box C/D sno(s)RNA 3'-end processing; rRNA methylation
Cellular component (GO): small-subunit processome; box C/D methylation guide snoRNP complex; nucleolus
Molecular function (GO): rRNA methyltransferase activity; histone H2AQ104 methyltransferase activity; RNA binding
Source: RefSeq, a predicted model, not a curated record
AUGGGCUUUACUCCACGAGGCAGAGGCGGUGGCCGCGGUGGUUUUGGCGAUAGAGGCGGCCGAGGUGGGUUUGGCGACAGAGGUGGACGAGGUGGAGGUAGCUUUGGAGGCCGUGGAGGUGGUGGACGAGGUGGUGGCCGAGGCGGCUUCGGUGACCGAGGUGGACGUGGUGGUGGUGGUCGCGGCGGUCCCCCAAGAGGAGGACGAGGUGCUCCUCGCGGUGCUGGACGCGGUGGCGGGAGAGGCGGCGCAAGAGGUGGUGCCAGGGUCGUUGUUGAGCCCCACCGUCACGAAGGCGUUUUCGUCUCGCGGGGCAAGGAGGACCACUUGCUCACCCGAAGCGUUGCCCCUGGCAUCGAGGUCUACGGCGAGAAGAGGGUUACCAUUGAUAAUACCACCAAGGCCGAGGAUGGUACGCCUAUUACCACCAAGGUCGAGUACAGAAUCUGGAAUCCUUUCCGGAGUAAGUUGGCAGCCGGUAUUAUCGGUGGUAUCGACAACAUCUACAUGAAGCCCGGCUCCAAGGUUUUGUACCUGGGUGCUGCCUCUGGUACUUCGGUUUCUCACGUUUCCGACAUUGUUGGCCCUACCGGAAAUGUCUACGCCGUUGAAUUCUCCCACCGAUCUGGCCGAGACUUGGUAAACAUGGCCCAAAACCGAACUAACGUCAUCCCUAUUGUCGAGGAUGCCCGACACCCCAUGAAGUAUCGCAUGCUCGUACCUAUGGUUGACUGCAUCUUUGCCGAUGUUGCCCAACCCGACCAGGCCCGUAUUGUUGCGCUGAACGCACACAUGUUCCUGAAAGUUGGCGGUGGUGUAGUUAUCUCUAUCAAGGCGAACUGCAUUGACAGCACAGCUGCCCCCGAGGCAGUCUUCGCGCAGGAAGUGCAGAAGCUGAGAGCAGAGCGUAUCAAGCCCCAGGAACAACUGACGCUAGAACCCUAUGAACGAGAUCACUGUAUCGUGAUUGGACAAUACCAAGAGGCGAAGUAG